Molecule: messenger RNA, 4045 nt
Organism: Cricetulus griseus (Chinese hamster)
Lineage: Eukaryota; Metazoa; Chordata; Mammalia; Rodentia; Cricetidae
Source: RefSeq, a predicted model, not a curated record
GAUAGUAAGUGGCGGUUUCAGAGCACAUGCAUGUUGUCAGGGCUAGCCUGCCCCGCCGCUCGCUCGCUCGCUCGCUGGCUCGCUCGUUCAGCUAUUACUACGAGCUACCUGCUGGGGAAUUCACCUUGACAUUGCUAGGAGUGUCUUCCACCGGUCACAGAACCAGAAAAGUUGUAUUCUUUAACACCAAAGAGGAGAUUUCGCUGUCUGGGGACAAUUUCACAACACUGAAGUAUAAGGACGCGGUAUUCCUAGAAAGAUAAAACAUGACAAAAAGCAAUGGAGAAGAGCCCAGGAUGGGGGGCAGGAUGGAGAGAUUUCAGCAAGGAGUCCGCAAGCGCACACUUUUGGCCAAGAAGAAAGUACAGAACAUCACAAAGGAGGAUGUUAAGAGUUACCUGUUUCGGAAUGCUUUUGUGCUGCUCACUGUCACCGCUGUCAUUGUGGGUACAAUCCUUGGAUUUGCCCUCCGACCAUAUAAAAUGAGCUACAGAGAGGUCAAAUACUUCUCUUUUCCUGGAGAGCUCCUGAUGCGGAUGCUGCAGAUGUUGGUCCUCCCCCUUAUCAUCUCCAGUCUUGUCACAGGAAUGGCGGCCCUAGAUAGUAAGGCGUCAGGGAAGAUGGGCAUGCGAGCUGUGGUCUAUUACAUGACCACUACCAUCAUCGCUGUGGUGAUUGGCAUAGUCAUUGUCAUCAUCAUCCAUCCCGGAAAGGGCACAAAGGAAAACAUGUACAGAGAAGGUAAAAUUGUGCAAGUGACUGCUGCAGAUGCCUUCCUGGAUUUAAUCAGGAACAUGUUCCCUCCCAAUCUGGUGGAAGCCUGCUUUAAACAGUUUAAAACCAGCUAUGAGAAGAGGAGUUUUAGAGUGCCCAUCCAGACCAAUGAAACACUCCUGGGCGCUGUGAUCAACAAUGUGUCAGAGGCCAUGGAGACCCUGACCCGAAUCCGGGAGGAGAUGGUACCUGUUCCUGGCUCUGUGAAUGGAGUCAAUGCCCUGGGCCUAGUUGUCUUCUCCAUGUGCUUCGGUUUUGUGAUUGGAAACAUGAAGGAGCAGGGGCAAGCCCUGAGAGAUUUCUUUGAUUCUCUUAACGAAGCCAUCAUGAGAUUGGUAGCGGUGAUAAUGUGGUAUGCACCUCUGGGCAUCCUCUUCUUGAUCGCAGGGAAAAUUGUUGAGAUGGAAGACAUGGGUGUAAUUGGAGGGCAGCUUGCCAUGUACACAGUGACAGUCAUUGUUGGCCUCCUCAUUCACGCUGUCAUCGUCCUGCCACUCCUCUACUUCCUGGUAACCCGGAAGAACCCCUGGGUUUUCAUUGGAGGGUUGCUGCAAGCGCUCAUCACAGCUCUGGGGACCUCCUCAAGUUCGGCCACCCUACCCAUCACUUUCAAGUGCCUAGAAGAAAACAAUGGCGUGGACAAACGUAUCACCAGAUUCGUGCUUCCGGUGGGGGCCACUAUUAACAUGGACGGGACCGCCCUCUAUGAGGCCUUGGCUGCCAUUUUCAUCGCUCAAGUUAACAACUUUGACCUGAACUUUGGGCAGAUUAUUACAAUAAGCAUCACAGCCACGGCUGCAAGCAUUGGGGCAGCUGGGAUUCCUCAGGCGGGUCUGGUCACCAUGGUCAUCGUGCUGACAUCUGUGGGACUGCCCACAGAUGACAUCACACUCAUCAUCGCAGUGGACUGGUUUCUGGACCGCCUCCGAACCACCACCAAUGUGCUGGGUGACUCUCUUGGAGCAGGGAUCGUUGAGCAUUUGUCUCGUCAUGAACUAAAGAACCGAGAUGUUGAAAUGGGGAACUCCGUGAUUGAGGAGAAUGAAAUGAAGAAGCCAUAUCAGCUGAUUGCCCAGGACAAUGAGCCUGAGAAAACCGUGGCUGACAGUGAAACCAAGAUGUAGACUUCACAGAAGUCUUGAGCACCAGGCUUUGGAAAGCCAUUCUGCAAUGUGUCCAUCUCAUUGAGCUCCCUCGCGCAGUGAGAGCCCCUUCUCUUUUCCUCCCUACUCUGAUAGGAUUGGAAAAUAUCCAAAAACCAGGGAAGGCUUGGCAGCAGCCAAAAUACAUAAUUUUCAGACUACAUUUGAAAUUGUUGAAUCAUCUCAUAUUAUUCUUACCAAGUAAGCUACUGGAAUCAAACAUAGUUUGGAUAUUACACAUUUAGAUGGCAAACAAUCCUGUGUGAUUGUUUUAUAAGCAAAAGCACUGAAUAAAUGAUAGGUUAAAAAAUUUUAAAUCAACUUUCAAAUUUUAAAAAUCCUUCGGAACACAGUAUAAUUUUAGUCUUAAAAGGUAACAACUCAAUGAGCAAUUAUCAGUUACCUUUGGGGUAGCAGAGAUGUUGCCCCGUUUCUUCUGACUUCUAUCCUGACAUUAUCAUUACCAGGGCAAUGCGCACAUGUACACAGCAUAGCUGUGAGGAGGAGCAGAAAGUGUGGUUUUGAGUGAGACUCAUCUCAUGCCUUGGCCUCAGUGUUCUCAUCCAGAGAAUGAGUGACUCCUCUAGACUCCUCUCUAGCUGAGAUUGCUGUGACACCAGGAGGACUCUGCCUGCCCUGUAUAACAUGGAGAUCUAAAAAGGACACUUAAUGGAACGGACAUUUCUCUCUAGGGGCAGGCUGUGUGUGGCUCACUGGGUCCCGGGUCCAAAAUUUUGGUUAUAUAAGUAGACAUGUGGAAGGCCAUUCCAGGAAUGAGAUUAUUUGUGGGGCCCCUUUACCUGUUUCUGGGUGAUGUUUGUUUUGUUUACGAAUACUAGAAGCACUCCCUUCUUGGGUAUUCUUCCCAAACCCAAGGGAUGGCUCUAAGAAAGCCUUCUACCACCCCUCAACUGACAAUUAGAUGUUCAGGAAAUAAACAGAAGACUGGCAACUAGCAAGUGUGUUCAUGGUCUUAUGAACACUAUGGAACACUAAAGAGCAGAGAACAGAGUAUAGACAAAAUUACAAAGGGAGGAUUCUUUAAUCCCAGCACUCGGGAGGUAGAGGAAGGCAGAUCUCUGUGAGUUAGAGGCCAGGCUGGUCCACAGAGUGAGUUUCAGGACAGCCAGGGCUACAUAGAGAAACCCUAUCUCGAAAACUAAAUAAAUAAAGAUCAAGAAUAGUUGGUCUUCUUUACAGACCAGUAAAAGGGAGAGCUACAUCUCCGCCCUUUUUGUUAACCUGAACACAGUGUCUUCAGUUCAAUUUCAGUGUCGCACAAGGGAGAUUUCUAGGACAGAUCCAUGUGCUAGGUGGAUAAUCUCAUCUCUGAAAUUAUCUGGUUUUUUUUUGUUUUGUUGUGUUUUUUGGAUUUUGUUUUGUUUUACAAUUUGAACUGAAGUUCUUAGAAUGAAAGAAACAAGAUACUUCUUUGUAUAAAAAUGCCACUUGACACAUCAUUCAAAAUUCUCAUCUAGAGUGGGGUUUGCUUUAGUUUUGUUUGUGGUCCUACAAAAAAAAAAUGGUAGAUGAGUCAGCUUGAAAAUAACAUCAAUCAGGAUGGGAGAAAAGACAACAGGGGCAUUACUUUCAGGCAAGGCAGCCCCCAGGUUUAAAAGAGAUUAAUUAUUUUUACCCCCUUAGAAUAUUCAGUCAAAGAUAUUCAGUGGGAGCCAUCAGAUAGUACCAGCUGCCUUAGUUUCUGACCGAAAAUAAUGAGUGGACAUAAUUACGCUAACACACUGAGUAUCUAGAAACAGCAUCUCCCAAUCUACAAUUAGACAUGUUAUAUCUAUCUUGAGUAUUUCAUGCAUAUAAAGGUUAACACUAGGCUAUGGUGGAGUAAUCAUUUAAUAACGUCAAGCUCUAUUUUGGAAAUACACUACAGAAGUUAAUGUAUGUGGCAGUCAUUUUACAACACUAGUAGAAGGAAAGUUAAUCAUGUCAAAUUAAUGCUGUUACCCGGUGUGAUUUUUUUUUUUUUGUACUAACCAUUUCUUAUGAAAUCAGGCCCUCUAAGGUGAUCCCUUUGCCAGUCCGUCAGAGGCUCUGCAUAUGCAUGCACCCACUGUGGACUGAAAAACAUUACUUUGUAGAUGUAUUUUCAAUAAAGAAAAAAUAGUUUUACA